Molecule: messenger RNA, 2242 nt
Organism: Effrenium voratum
Lineage: Eukaryota; Dinophyceae; Suessiales; Symbiodiniaceae
Source: the annotation of a GenBank genome assembly
CAAGUGCCCUGCGGCUCACAGGGUAGCCCGUCGGCCCAGUUCCUGAGCGUUGUGACCAUGCGAUCAGCUCUCCGAAGAUGUUCAGCUCUGCUCCUGGCCGCGAUGACAGGCGUCCACGCAGAGAGCUUGGCUCAGACGCUGGACAUGUACCGUGCCAUGACCAAGCCAGAUAAGGGCAAGGAGUCAUUCCCAGUAUCCAACAACAAUCUGGCGGAUGUGAUGGGCGUGCUGCGCUACGUGCACCAGGAAGUCAUCGUGGAGCACGUAGCGGGUGAUCCAGGCCGACCAUCCAGGAAGUACAACAUCAAUGCCUUUGGCAAGUAUCGCAUGAAAGUGCGGAAUCCGGAUUCCAUCCUGAAGGACCCUAGCAAGUUGGCAAUGCCAGGCUUCGGACGCUAUGGAGCCUUCGACUAUGGCGUUGGAACCUCUCUGGACAUGCUCCAAGGCGUCGUGGCAAACGGCGACUAUGUGGGGGUGAGCAAGGAGGACUCGCCGCAGAUCAACUUCACCCACCCGUGGUACUGGUUCUCUGUAGAUGGGGACUGCCCCAACUUGCCGUGGCAGUGCGUGAAGCCUUUCCCGGGCUGCGAGGCCGAGGCACCGCCAACCAAGCCCCAGCCCUGUGACCCGGACGGCUGCGCCGGGAAGCAGGAUAAGGACGCCCGCAACUGUUCUGCCAGCCCACACUUCAUCGAUCCAUCUGACACUGAGACGGCGCGGAAAUGCUGCCUGCACUACAGCUCUCAUCCUGACCAGGUCAUCAUGGGUGGCCUUUGCAACUCCUCCGUCAAGGAGCCAACUGGUGAGAUCGGCUGCGUGUACACCUACGAGGAAUUAGGUGACAAAGACUUCCUCAACAUCGAUGAGCUCAACGGUAUUACAUCUAUGCCGUGCGGUGCCAAAGGCAACAGGAAGUGUACAGACUGGAAAGACUGGCGCCUCAACUGCUACGAUCCAAAGAAGCAGUUCAAAAAGCGCUACCACUGCGAAGACUGUCAUUCUGCAGGGCAAUGGAGUGUCUCGGUGCAGGAUACAUCCUUCUGCGUGGAGUACGACCUGCACCCGUACUGCCAAGAGACGCAAGACCUUUGCAAGGACCCGCGCUGCAUGGCCCUGAAGCCCGAGGACAAGGAGCUUGGGCUGCCGUUCUGGAAGGGGAAGUGCGAGGUGCGCGACAACCAGCGCCGGGCAGAGGCGGUCGCGGGGUACUUCCUGAAGGAUGCGGUGAAAGACUCGCACUGGUUGGUUGACAAGGCAACUAUGGAUGCAAGCCCUGCAUGCUCUUCGAAAGACUCGUCCGUGCCGAACCAGUGCACUCCCAACCCUGAUGGUGGCCCUUAUUGCACCCGUCUCUUCGGUGGCGUGUGCUCGACUUGCUACAUCCCCGGCACCGACCCGCCCUAUCCCGACCCAAAGUCUCAGCCGAUGUGCCCCUUCACCGUCCUCAAGGAGAAGGGCAACACUCCCCCAACCGAGACUAAAUGCGCGGACGACGAUCCCUUGAAGCUUUGCUGCCUCUACGGCAUUGGCAGCUGCAAUGUCACGGGCAGCGACGGCUCCGAUUCAGAGUUGACUGCAGCUGGCUUUCUGAACGUAGCGAGGAUGAUGGACAACAAGGAGAUGGUGAAGUUUGCUGGGCGGAUUGUCUCGGGAAGGGGCGGAGCCAUCAAGAACCAGGGUGGCUUUGAUUCCGCCGUGUACUCCACCUGGCACUACCAGCCACCCACCAAUCCCCAGGAGGCAUGGACGAACUUUGAGACUCUCAUCAAUCAGUCCUCCGAUGUGGACUGGCAUCCAAGCCCAGACGGUCCGAGUGGCAAGCCAGGCUCGAAUGCCUGGAUCUGGAUCUUGCUCGCCCUGGUGGUGCUGGCAGGGCUUGGCUUCGCAGCCUACAAGUAUCGCGCGAACUCGCAGCAGCAGGCCCGGCAGCAGCUGUUGCCGAGCGACAGCUCGCAAGUGCAGAUGAGGAAUUGAGCACCUCGAAGUCCGCAACGUUCCAGUUUCUACAGUGUCACGGUGCUGCAGCCAGUGAGCUGUGGCCAGGUUGCAAGCACCUUUCGAAGCCCGGACAGUUUAAUUGUCCCGUUAGUGUCAAGGCCACUGGCCGCCAAGCUUUGCUCUGGAUUGUUCAAUCUUGUGACGGUUGUGUUUUGCGAAGUUUUUGAAACUUUGAGCAGGGCUGGCCCUUUCAACAGCAUGUUGGUGCUGCGAUUGGUUUUGCUGAGGCUUACUCAGUGUGGGC